Staurois parvus is the source of this 351-nucleotide messenger RNA. NCBI's taxonomy places the organism in Eukaryota, Metazoa, Chordata, Amphibia, Anura, Ranidae. The record is from the annotation of a GenBank genome assembly.
AUGAAUGUGGAUUUUGAUGCAGUGUUUGGAGCAAAAUCUACUGCACAAGAAAAUAGAGAGACAACUGCUACCUAUUUCACAGAUGAUGUAUUGCAGCCAACUGUUUCUCUACAAGGCCAAAACUCUGUAUCUGCAGGCCAGCAGAGUGGAAAGUUGUUAGCCAACGAUCUUGAUUCCUCACUUGCUCACCUAGUGGGAAAUCUCGGUUUUGGCGGAACACCAUCAAAAAGAUCUGAUAUGCAGUGGAAUCAGCCUACUGAGAAAAAACUUACUGGUGGGACAAACUGGCAAGCCAGAACAAGCACUUCCACAACAUGGAACCCUGCCCCUGUAGCUCCUGUUUCACAAGUG